Messenger RNA from Cryptococcus wingfieldii CBS 7118, 522 nucleotides. RefSeq lists its product as hypothetical. The coding region runs from base 1 to 522 and encodes 173 amino acids. The transcript has 4 exons. Lineage: Eukaryota; Fungi; Basidiomycota; Tremellomycetes; Tremellales; Cryptococcaceae. The record is from RefSeq and is a predicted model, not a curated record.
AUGUGGCGGUCACGCUACAACGAGCCUGAGGAACCUUUCCCGGGCAAGAUCUCAAAAACGGAAGCUGCGAAGAAAGAGCAUAUUCUCAUGAUUCAGGACAAAUCUUACACGGAAAGGGCUAUCGGGGCACUGAAAGUACUCUACAGCAAUCUCUCCGACGUCAGUGCCGACUUGCAGGCCAAGAUUGAUGAGGACAUCGCUUCUUCUGCUGCUCACAACAAAGAGCGGGAGAUUCAUAAGGAGAGGCUGCACGCGGAGAUUGCAAAGUGGGAGGACAUCAAGGCGAAGGCUGGUGAUUCCUUUCCAGGAGCGGAUACCCUUAACCAAGCAGGAUCUGACUCCUCAGAGAUGACUGCUGCUGAUCUAGAGGCUUUGAACAAGGCUUGCUAUCUCGCCAGGGAUACCCUCAUAAUGGCGGCAAAGGACAUCUUGCAAGUCUUAGAAGAAGACGAGCAGAGAGGGGCUCCUUCGUCGUCCUCGACUUCAAGGCAGAAAGGAACGGAACGUGGUGGCAGUCAUUGA